Molecule: messenger RNA, 1861 nt
Organism: Somion occarium
Lineage: Eukaryota; Fungi; Basidiomycota; Agaricomycetes; Polyporales; Cerrenaceae
Source: the annotation of a GenBank genome assembly
GAGCACCCGCAAAGCAGGCGGAAUCGUCUCGGGAUCUCUCUGUCCGUUAGCCCAAGCUGCCACUACUUAUGUCCUCCUAGUCACUUUCUCUUUCUCACCACCAUCUCCAAUGGCUUUUCGCAUAUCCUCGUCCCUAUGGGAGAGGGUUCACCACUUUGCCUCCUUUCCACAGACUGGCGUCUCUCUCCAGCAGAUGGUCUUGUUCGGUCAGAAUCCUAGCCAGGGCACUCUGCUCAAAGCCAGCCAGUUUCUCCUAGAGGAAUUGCCAAUACGGCUCGCUCACAGAAUCAAGGAGCUCGACCAGCUUCCCCACAAUCUCAGCGACAUGCCGUCAAUACAAAAGGUCAAGAACUGGUAUGGUCAGUCCUUCGAGGAGCUCAUUGCAUUUCCACCAAUACGCCUCCCGCCUCACAUCCGACAAGCUCUCAUGACUCCUCCACCCGAUUACCACCAACUACCCGAAUCCAUCCCCAAUCCCUCCUUGGUCUACACUGGCGACGACUACCCCGCCCUCGACCUUACCGGCUCCCUAUCCAAAUAUACAAACGGUUUCAAUAACAACAACAACAGCAACAGCAACAACAACGGAAACGCCAAUACUCACCAUAAAAUGCGUAUACCCAUGGAACGAAGAUACUAUGCCAACACUUCUGGCAUCACUUGGCCUCCCGAAAUUCGCGACUAUAACCGCCGCUUCACAAAAUCCCUUGAAACCAUAAAGAAACGACACGACCCGACCGUCACCACCGUCGCCCAGGGUGUGUUGGAAUGGAAACGAAGUUGCAAAGCGAGAAACAUCAAUCUCGACGUGCAACAUUGGCUGGAUCGCUUUUACAUGUCGCGUAUCGGCAUUCGUUUCUUGAUCGGUCAACGAUUAGAUAUUGCCCUGAACACCCUUCAGCCGCAUCCGGACUAUGUUGGCAUCAUCUGCACUCGAUCGAAUGUACAUGAGAUCGUUCACGAGGCAAUUGAGAACUCGCGUUUCGUCUGUGAAGAACACUAUGCCAUGUUCAAGGGUCCGCCAGUACAACUCAUCUGCCCCAGAGACCUCGCAUUCCCCUAUGUCCCGGGCCACCUCUCGCACAUUGUCUUUGAACUCCUCAAAAACUCCCUCCGAGCGGUCGUCGAACGCUUCGGCCCCGACAAGGAGGAUAUGUUCCCACCUAUCAAGGUCAUAGUUGUAGAAGGAAAAGAGGACAUUACGAUCAAAAUUAGCGACGAGGGAGGAGGUAUCCCGAGAAGUGCUAUUCCGUUAAUAUGGACGUACAUGUAUACCACCAUGGAGGGCCAGAGUUUGGAGCAGGAUUUCCAGGCGAGCGAUUUCAAGGCGCCCAUGGCUGGCUUCGGAUACGGCUUGCCCUUGUCGAGAUUGUAUGCGCGGUACUUUGGUGGUGACCUUCGACUGAUAUCUAUGGACGGGUUCGGGACGGACGUCUACAUUCAUUUGAACAAGCUCUCGAGUUCAAGGGAACCUCUACCGUAGUCGCGCCCCGAGGUUCCCGUAGUCGCGCCCUUCAUCGCCUUCCCAUCUCAUUUCAAAACCACUUCGUCCCGUGCACACGUUAAUUCUCCCGCAUCUCACCUGCAUUAAUUUCCCGAGACACUUUACGCUUCAUCCACGAUCUACCCGACGAACGCUACCCAUACUUCAACGAUUCCAACACAUAGCUUGGAUCCCCCGAUCUCAUAUCUGUUCUUUUUGGGCUCCAACUCAUUUGUACUUUUUACUACUACGGUUUUUACCCCUCCUCGACCGAAUUCACGUUUUCUUCAUCUUGCAUCGUACGUUCAAGUAUACAUAUAUAUACUCAAUUGUACUAUCAUUGUAGCUAUAUAGUAGCCUUUUGCCAUACUCUUUUGC